ACAGCACACCUGAGCCAAGAGAAGGUUCGCAGUCGAAUACCCAUGAGCUGACCCCUAAACAAUGGCAUGUUGGAUUCGAAGAAGACUUGAACCUACCAACAAUUACACUAGCGUCCAUCAAAUUGUACGACGGCAUGCAAAUGCCCGAAUUGAUUGAGAAUCUGCCUCCAGCACCUGACUUGCAACUUCCACAGCAACCAAGCGAAACGUUCACCUUUGAUUUCCUCAGAAGGGUGCUUGGAGGCAAAGCAGUGUCCAGUGGUUGGUGGGUAGUUCCACCAAAGACCAGAGAAAAGCGCCUUUUCCCGAAGUUAAAGUCGUUCAGAACUUUGAAUUCCGACUACGAUCCAUUGCUGCCACGUCGUCCGGGAGAGCAUGGUGCACAACUCUCAUGUAUUCUGGCAGAAGUUGACGAUGAGCACCUUACAUUUCCCCUGUUCAUUCGUUGUGGGCAAGGCGGCUACAAAUACUAUGGCACAUACCGAGAACCUCGCUAUUCUGACCGUCUUGGUGGAAAUGAGAUGAGACAGGUCCCAGAGUACGUCAAGAAGCACUGGGCCUCGCAAAUCGGUGCCAUGCGUCGUGACGGCAAGAUCCCAAAGCACAACGAUGCCAUGCGAGCAGCAUGGCCCAAAGUUCCUGUGGGCUGGCUGACCGACAACUACAAAAGGCUCAUCCCGUAUCAGGAAAAGCUCCAUGACGAUUUCGAAGAGUACCCCGUUACUCGACCAAUUACCGCCGACGAAGCUGAUGAAGUCGGAGAAGGUGAGAUAUUAAAAGCCUUCGAAACUGUAGGUCGUAUAAUUAUUGCGUUUAAUUUGACGUGCUACGCUAAUAAGUCAAGGCCGAUACUGAUACUGCCCCAUCGAUGAGAUUUUUCUACGAAUACCUGCAAUGCGUCGGCUAUGAUCAUGAUUUCUACAAAAAGCUUGUUGCCAAGAAACUGGAGCUUGGAGUCUGAUCCCGUCAAGGCUAGAGUUCCUAGUGUACAAAUAGCCUAUCAUAAAUCGCCUGUGCUUUCCAGCUUUGAGAAGUUUACUGCUUCUUAAUUCCGUCGAUCAGUUUCAUCAUUUCCUGUUCUGCAAGCACCUCGGCAAACUUUGCCUGCAUGUCGAACAGCUAG
Messenger RNA from Hyaloscypha bicolor E, 1123 nucleotides. RefSeq lists its product as uncharacterized. The coding region runs from base 135 to 872 and encodes 245 amino acids. The transcript has a single exon. NCBI's taxonomy places the organism in Eukaryota, Fungi, Ascomycota, Leotiomycetes, Helotiales, Hyaloscyphaceae. The record is from RefSeq and is a predicted model, not a curated record.